CUCUUAUGCUGUGGAGAAUUUCAAACAUUCACACAGCUGUUUUUUUCAGUGGUGACCUUGGUGCUAAUCUUAAGUCUUUUUCGGACUCUAUAAAAACAAAUUUUCUAAAAUUGCGAGAGUUAGUAUUCACUUAACUGUCUCCUAAUUAGACAUGCGCCACAAGGUUCUCAUAUUGUGUGCCAUAAUUUGCCUUUUAGUAAUCCUGGCGGAUGGCAAGCAAAGGCAGCGGACUAAAUCUAGAUCCUUGGCCGUCAAGCAAGGACAAAGGAAUGGAGCUAAUAGAAACUUGCAAAGUAAUGCUCGUGGACGAAACCGAUUGGCGGCCAGAACGCAGAACCGUAGGAACCGCCGCCUGAAAGCGGCUAAGAAAAACAGGAGGCGACGCAAUUUGGCAAAGAAGUCUAAGCAGAAAUUGAGAAAAUCCACACCAACUGCCAGUACAGGCGCAAAGUAUUUGGAGUUGCCACUGAACUUCCGGCAGGGCUUUGUGCGCACCACGAACACUUUCAGAUCGGAGAGGGCUUUCCUGUCAGCUCGUUAUGGUACUAAUUUCGCCAAGACCUAUGGAACAGCUCGGCUCUCUAACAUUGGUAACAUGGAAUACGAUGUGAAAAUGAGCAUUGGUACUCCCAAGCAGAAGUUCACCAUGCUUCCGGAUACUGGAAGCUCUAAUAUCUGGGUACCAGGUCCCAAAUGCAAAAGCAAGGCAUGCAGAAGCCAUAAGAAAUUCCAUCCCGCGAAGUCUAGUACCUACAAAAAGAAAACUAAGGCCUUUGAAAUAACUUACGGAUCUGGAAGUGUCAAGGGAAGAUUGGCUGAAGACACCGUAUCUAUUGGUGGACUGACAGUGGAUAAUCAAACUUUCGCUAUGACCAGCAGUGAACCUGGAGAAGCCUUCGAGGAAUCGAAAUUCGAUGGCAUCCUGGGUCUGGGCUACCAAGCUAUAUCCGUGGACAACGUGAAGACCCUUAUGCAGAACAUGUGUUCACAGAAUGUGAUUACCAGUUGUAUAUUUGCCAUUUGUCUUAGGGGAGGCGGUACCUCAGCCAAAGGUGGCUCUCUAUUUAUUGGCAACAAGAAUACCACGGCCUACACUGGGUCGAACAGCUACGUAUACACCCCUGUGACCAAAAAGGGGUACUGGCAAAUGAAAUUGGAUGGCUUCUAUGUUGGUUCAACCAAAGUCAGUGGCACUGCUCAGGCUAUAGUUGAUUCCGGAACCUCAUUAAUAGCAGCUCCUCUUCAUGCCUACAAGGAGUUCGUCAAAGAAACGGGAUGUACCCCAACGUCCAGUGGAGAAUGUUGGGUUAAAUGUUCAAAAACUAUUCCAGACAUUGUAUUUGUAAUUGCUGACAAAAAAAUAGUAAUCAAGGGCGACAAGGCGAAGAUGAAAGUCAAAACGCAAAAGGGCCACACAGUAUGCCUUUUGGUAGUGACCUAUGAAGAGACUAAUUUCUGGAUCCUUGGAGACCCCUUUUUGAGGAAUAAUUGCGCGGUAUUCGAUUUGUCGAAAAAUCGCAUUGGAUUCGCUGCUAUUACGUAAGAUUAGUACAUUUUCAUACAAGUUUUUAGAAUAAUUCAGAUCUCAGAUAAAGGAUCAUUUCUCUGAAGUGACAUGAUUUUAACGUUGCUUUAAAAAUUCAAAUAGCUUUUAUUGUAAUAAAUUGAACAGUUGAACCA
Drosophila ananassae is the source of this 1680-nucleotide messenger RNA. Its product is annotated as lysosomal aspartic protease. Gene Ontology annotation, biological process: proteolysis; cell death. The record is from RefSeq and is a predicted model, not a curated record. Gene Ontology annotation, cellular component: lysosome. The transcript has a single exon. Gene Ontology annotation, molecular function: aspartic-type endopeptidase activity. The coding region runs from base 152 to 1543 and encodes 463 amino acids. NCBI's taxonomy places the organism in Eukaryota, Metazoa, Arthropoda, Insecta, Diptera, Drosophilidae.